CAUACCAUUGAGAAAUAAGCCAAUCACAGUAGCGUUCUUGUUAUAUGAUUAUUUGUAAAUAAAUGAUUAAGUAUACAAAUGUUUUGUUUUUGAUUGUGAGGUUAUGUUAAAGAAGAAGUUUUAAGAGAUUGGAAAAGUGUCAACUUAAUUAUUUAUUAUAUUUGCAAUAAAUAUAUCUUUAGUUAUUAUCAUUCAUAUUUAUUAAUAAUUUUUACUUGAAAUUUAUAUUUAUUACUAUGGAAUUUCUAAAAAGCAUUGGAGUUGGUGUGAGACCUAUAGAUGAUCCCUUUUUUGAUGAAACUUAUAAAAGUUGCAAGAUAUUUCAAAGGAAAGGAAUUAUAGCUGAAGAUGAUGAAGAUUUAUGCCAUGACAUUAUACAAGAUUUUUCUUGUCCGAACUCACAAUGUGCAGCAAUAUUUAAAACAUUAUUAGACUUUGAAAUGCAUUAUAAUUCCUGCCACCGAUAUAUUUGCUUGGAGUGUAAAAGGAUUAAACCAAAUCCUAGAUUAUUAGAAAUUCAUAUCCAAGAAACGCACGAUACAUUUUUCAAGCUAUUAUCAGAGAAACAACCAAUGUAUCAGUGUUAUGUUUCUCAAUGUAACACGAAGUUCAAUAAUUCAAAUGAAAGACGGGAACACUGUAUCAAUGUACAUAAAUAUCCAAAAAAUUGUCGCUUCGAUAUGUCAUAUCACAAAAAAGAAGAAAAUUCCAAUAACAAAAUGGAUGUAGAUUCCUCUAAUAAAAUGGAUAUUGAUAUUGUAGAUGAAAAAGAGGAAAAGGAAAAGAAAAAGAAAAAGAACAAGAAAAUUCUAUUAAAUAAGAAUCAAAAAACUAAAACGUUUAAUAAAACUUCCAGAAUAAGUAACUUUGAAAAGCCUACCGCAAGUUGUGCUGCUUCUUCUUCUUCCACAACGUUUACUGAUAUUGAUAAAAAUGCAUCUUUAAUGUUUGUACCUAGACAAGUAGAAAAAUCUUAUGCAAAGACUCUUAGUAAAAAUCAAAGUAAAGAAAGAAAUGUUCUUGAAGCAGAAUGUAUGUCAGACAUAGCAAAAUCUCUACCCGAUUAACCAGUUACCUAUGGUGACUUCUUUAAAAAGUGUGCACCUAAAUUGUAUUGCCAAAAUAUAAAGUGACAACGAGUAUACUCGUUAAAGACAGUAUAUGUAGCUGUUGUAAUAUUGAAUUAAGUUUUAAUCAAAUGAUUGUAUUAUUUUUGUAUAAAAUUUAUAAUUUUAUUAUUAAUACACACGUUCAUUCUUCUUCUUCGUGUACUUAAUUCAAAUAUAUAGUUUGCAUAUGGAAAAAAAAAUCAAAAAAAUUAAUUAUUUAAAAGAAUGAUUAGUCAGAAAUUUAUCUGCUGUUGUUGAAUGAUAAUUGAGUAAAGCAAGGUACAAUAUGUAAUAGCAUUUUGCAAGUCAAAUAUCAAUAUCUUGAUUGUUUCCGACUAUUAGUUUUGUUAUAUGUAAAUAUUUUCUUGUGGAAUAACUUUUGGAAGAUGUGCUUGGUAUAUAGUUUAAAAAAUAUUUUUAUAUAUAUUAGUUGUGUAGCGUUAGGUUUAGUUGAACGAGUUUGUUUUACUUUGUUCACACUAUACACAGUAUUUUUAUGAUAAUUAUUUAUAUUUCAUUAGAGUUUCAUUAUCUAUAAUAUCUAUUCCGUAUAAUUGAACAUCGUCAAUCAUAGUUAGUUGGUUAAGAGUUAUUUUUUAUAUGU
Messenger RNA from Polistes canadensis, 1713 nucleotides. RefSeq names its product zinc finger protein 511. The transcript is spliced from 3 exons. The record is from RefSeq and is a predicted model, not a curated record. The coding region runs from base 237 to 1067 and encodes 276 amino acids. Lineage: Eukaryota; Metazoa; Arthropoda; Insecta; Hymenoptera; Vespidae.